AUGGCGGAGUUCCGUGCGCUCGGGCUGGCGCCGUGGCUGGCGGAGCAGGCCCGGCAGGUGGGGCUGCUCCGGCCCACGCCCGUGCAGGCCGCCUGCAUCCCGGCCGUGCUGCAGGGCCGGGACUGCCUGGCCUGUGCGCAGACGGGCAGCGGGAAGACGGCGGCGUUCGUGCUGCCGGUGCUGCACGUGCUGGCCCAGGACCCGUACGGCAUCUUCUGCCUCGUGCUCACCCCCACCCGGGAGCUGGCGUACCAGAUCGCAGAGCAGUUCCGGGUGCUGGGCAAACCCCUGGGGCUCAAGGACUGCGUGGUGGUGGGGGGGCUCGACAUGGUGUCGCAGGCCCUGGCCCUGUCCCGCAGGCCCCACGUGGUCGUGGCCACCCCCGGGCGCCUGGCCGACCACCUGCGCAGCUCCAGCACCUUCAGCCUCAGCAAGCUCCAGUUCCUGGUUCUGGACGAGGCUGACCGCCUGCUGGAGCAGGGCAGCGCCGAUUUCAGCGCGGACCUGGAGCUGAUCCUGGGCGCGGUGCCCGCGCGCCGCCAGACGCUGCUGUUCAGCGCCACCCUGACGGGCACCCUGUGCCAGCUGCGGGGCCUGGCUGCCAACAGCCCCUUCUUCUGGGAGGCCUCGGCCCCGGUGAGGACAGUGGAGGGGCUGGAGCAGAGGUACCUGCUGGUGCCCGAGGCGCUCAAGGAUGCCUACCUGGUGCACCUGGUGCAGAGCUUCCAGGACCAGCACGAGGACUGGGCCAUCAUCAUCUUCACCAAGACCUGCAAGGACUGCCAGGUGCUGAACAUGAUGCUGAGGAAGUUCAGCUUCCCCUCCGUGGCCCUGCACUCCAUGAUGAAGCAGAAGCAGAGAUUUGCAGCUCUGGCCAAGUUCAAGUCCAGCAUCUUCAAGAUCCUCAUCGCCACAGACGUGGCUGCCAGAGGUUUGGACAUCCCAGCAGUGCAGGUUGUCAUCAACCACAACACCCCCGGGCUGCCCAAGAUCUACAUCCACCGCGUGGGACGCACGGCACGGGCAGGGAGGAAGGGCAUGGCCAUCACCCUGGUGACACAGUACGACAUCCACCUGGUGCACGCCAUCGAGGAGGAGAUCAAGCUGCAGCUGCCCGAGUUCUCGGUGGAGGAGCAGCUGGUGCUGGACAUCCUGACCCAAGUGAACGUUACCAGGAGGGAGUGUGAGAUCGAGCUGGAGGGGAUGGAUUUUGAUGAGAAGAAGGAAAUCAAUAAGAGGAAACAGAUGAUCCUGGAGGGGAAGGACCCGGAGCAGGAGGCCCGCAGGAGGGCAGAGCUGUCACGGAUCCGGAGCAGGAACAGGGAGUGCCGGCAGAAGCUGCAGCAGAGCCUGCACAGGAGGAGGCAGCUGCAGCUCCGCAGGAAACUGCACAAGAGCGCGGAGAGGAGGAGGAGGAAGAUGGAGAAGGAGAAGGAAAAGGAGAAGGAGGAAAAGGAGGAGCAGUGACAUGGCUGGGCCCGGCCCAGAGUGCCCUGGAAUUGCUGCAGCUUCGGGAAAAUUGGGACUGAACUCUUGAAUGUGGGAAAAAAACAAUGCUGGGGAGGAGGGAAGAAUCCCAGAACCAUUGGGAUUGGGAUUGGGUUGGGAGGAGCUCAGGGCUCAUCCAGUCCCAGCCUGGCCUUGGACAUCCCAGGGGUCCAGGGCAGCCUCAGCUCCUCCCACCCAGAUUCCCAUUUCCAGUUUAAAUCCAUUCCCUGUGCCCUGGAAUUCCAUCCCAAAUCCCAAAUCCAUUCCCUGUGCCCUAAAAUUCCCAUCCCAGAUCCAUUCCCUGUGCCCUGGAAUUCCCAAAUCCCAGAUCCAUUCCCUGGCUCCUGGAAUUCCCAAAUCCCAGAUCCAUUCCCUGUGCCCCUCAUGCCAAACCCUCUCCAGCUCCUUUGGAGCCCCUUCCCCCUCUGGAAGCAGCUCCAAGUUUUCCUUGGAUCCCCCCUCUGUGCUCAGGGGGAAUCUCCAAGAGCUUUUCCCUGCUCAUCCCGCUCUCCUGUGUGAUUAAUUUAUCCCGUUAUUAACGCUCUGGCUGCCUUGUGAAUAAUUAAAACGCUCAUUUGCGAGGCCUCAGCCAGGAGGGCGCUGGGAUGGAGCUGCUGCCAGACACAAAAAUAAUGCACAAAAUUCUGCUGCCAGACACAAAACGCACAAAAAUGCACCAAGUGCUGCUGCCAGACACAAAACUGCAGCUUCGUCACCUCUGCAGCACAAGGUUUUCCCCUUUGGAAGCACAAAAAUAAGGAAUUAAUCAGGGUAAUGAGGUUAAUAAGGAAUUAAUCAGGGCUGCAGAGGGAGGUGUUGGUGCCCCUGCUCUGAAACACAACCAAAAAAUAAAUAAAAUCCCCUGGAAAUGGCUGGAAUCGGAACCAAAAUCCUGUGGAAUUGGGGCUCUGGAGCAGCCCAGGGAAGCUGAGGGAAUUGCUGGUGAUAAAUGGGAUUUUAUCAGCGAGGAAGGAGAGAACCCAGAGCCAUCCAUCACAGCCUGGACAAAGCUUUUGUUAUUCCCAAUGCUGAGCACAGCCCCGAGCUGCUCCACAAGGAUUUCCAGAAGGUUCUGGCAAGGAUCAGAGGGACCCUGGGCUGGCACUGCCUCAGGGACAGCCCCAAACCUGCUGGGAAAAUGGGGUUUUUGUGCAUUUUUUGUGUCAAUUUUGUGUCAAUUUGCAAUGGAAUCAGCAAAUGCUGAUUGGAUCUGCUGUGUCCAAAACAGACACAAAGAAAGGUUUUGGAACUUUCUGACCAAAAAAAACCAAAUAUAAAGCAUUGAAAUAAAAGAAAUAGAGUUGAGUAAAGACA
Messenger RNA from Melospiza melodia melodia, 2802 nucleotides. It is a transcript of the gene DDX49, whose product is annotated as DEAD-box helicase 49. Gene Ontology annotation, molecular function: RNA helicase activity; ATP binding; nucleic acid binding. The transcript is spliced from 13 exons. The coding region runs from base 1 to 1467 and encodes 488 amino acids. The record is from RefSeq and is a predicted model, not a curated record. Lineage: Eukaryota; Metazoa; Chordata; Aves; Passeriformes; Passerellidae.